UUGCCCCUGGUAAAGAAGAACGACGUCGCUAGAUGGCGAUAGCAUCGGAAGUCGCUGUUGCGCUUGGCAGGUCGGCCGAUACGAAUUGUCAGUACGUGUACGGCGAUAAGGUCAUUCGCAGUCAUUCGGUUUAUUGCCGCGGAUCGUAGAGGCGGUUAGGAUUAAGAAGCGUGAACGGGAGCUCGCGUGCACUCCUCGGAGGGACCACAGGGUGGACGGUACACGAUCGAAGGCAAUCGUGAUUCGGUUACGUGGAAUAUGAUAACGUGUAAAAACAGUGUGCGGUGAUAAGGCUUGUUUCCCAAGAGAGAUGCAUUGAGAGCAACACAAGCGGUACACGGUAUACUCCGUUAUUUUUCCUGUCAAAGCGAGGCAAGGGAAAAUACUGUUCGUUGUUCCUCGUUGAAUAGCUGGUGCGCUUGUCUGCUCUCGGUUUUCCACUUUGAGUGACGUCGCGCAGAACAGCCGAGGGAGACAAGCAUGUGAUACGCUCUUCAGAGUUCGAAGACACCGUGGGGGAUACCUCUGUCACCCCUAGUGUUUUCUCGACCGUUACCCAAGGCCACGUGGACCACGUUGGGAGCCUGGAAAAAAUAUGUGCCAGCAUGUCCGAAGCGGGCGCGCAGGAAGCAGCGAGCGAGGAGAUCGACAGACAAGCGUCGGUUUACGUGUUCCCAGGAUCUGGUCGUCAGCAUGCCCCGUCGUCGACGUCCCCGCAAACGACCAUCGCCUCCGUUUCCGACGUUACGACGGCCACAGCGACCACGACGACCACCGUGUUCGCGAAAGGCGAGGACGACGACGACGAGGCGUCCUCGCGAACAAGAAGAUGGCCUUAUCCUCGAACGCACGCCAGGUCAGCCAGCCAUGGCGGGGUGUUGGCUGUGUCGUUGACGACCACAGGGUUGCAGACCACCGCAGGCUCCUAUCUGGGACCUCUGUCCGCGAUAGGGCCAGCGAGGCCCUCGGUCUUGAAGAAGCCUGGACACCAAAGGGCGUUCAGUCAAGGUCAAGUGGUCGACGUUCAAGGACACUCGGUGACGGGGCACAGCCGCGUCGGUUCCAGGACGGAUUUCAUCCUUCCACCCGGUCACAGGGAGGAGCCCAGACCGUCCAUCGUUGGAAAGCCACCCUCCCAACGAGGCCACUCGCGCCAGGCGUCGAGAUCGGAGUCGAUAUACACGAUAAGACGUAGCGCAGAGCCCCCUUGGUGGAGGAGACUCUGGGCGCGAUGCUUUGGACCGUUACCAGAGGAGCCUCGUUUAAGGACAAUAGUACCAAAUCACUUAGUACCGCCGAAAACACCGCCGAGUCAGCAUCCCAAUGGAAAUAGAGUAAACAAUAGAGUACGAACAACAAAGUACACAGUGCUGACCUUCCUACCUCGCAACCUCCUCGAGCAAUUUCACCGGGUGGCCAAUAUAUAUUUUAUAUUUAUCGUACUGCUUAAUUGGGUGCCAGCCAUAAACGCUUUCGGCAAAGAGGUGGCCAUGAUACCCGUGAUCUUCGUACUGGGCGUAACCGCUGUGAAGGAUUACUUCGAGGAUCGUCGACGACUCAGCAGCGACCGACGUGUCAAUAAUUCCACCUGUCGCGUCUACGUCGGAGAGGACGACAGGUAUGCAAAGGUAGCGUGGAAAGACUUGAAGGUCGGUGACCUGGUUCACCUCUCCAACAACGAACUGGUACCAGCCGACGUGCUGCUCUUGCGGAGCAGCGAUCCCCGUGGCGUGGCUUAUAUCGACACGUGUAACCUAGACGGAGAAACUAAUUUGAAGCAACGACAAGUCGCCAGAGGUUUCGUCGAUCUACAGGACACCUUCCAGCCCGCCAAAUUCCGAUCCGUGAUCGAGGUCGACCAACCCAGCACUAGGAUUUACAGGUUUCACGGGGCAGUGGUUCAUCCAAAUGGGGGAAGAGUGCCCGUUUCCACGGAAAACCUUUUACUCAGGGAGUGUUUGUUGAAAAACACCGACUUCGUGGAGGGCAUAGUGAUAUACGCCGGGCACGAGACGAAAGCGAUGCUGAAUAACGGCGGACCUAGGUACAAGCGUUCCCGCCUGGAGAAACAGAUGAACAGGGACGUGAUAUGGUGCGUGGUGAUCCUGGUGGUGUUGUGCGUGAUCGGCGCGACCGGUUGUCGCCUGUGGCUCUCCGACUACUCGGGUCUGACGUUCGUCCCGUUCAUCCCGGUCCUUCAGGACCCGAGUUACGAGAGCAUGCUGACGUUCUGGACGUUCGUGAUCAUUCUUCAAGUGAUGAUACCGCUUAGCUUGUACGUCACCAUAGAAAUGGCGAAAGUGGGACAGGUUUAUCACAUCGGGCACGAUAUCGGUCUCUACGACGCGGAUACGGGUCGGCCAGCCGAAUGUCGUGCGCUCAAUAUCACCGAGGAAUUGGGUCAGGUGCAGUACAUAUUCUCGGAUAAAACAGGGACACUCACGGAAAACAAAAUGCUGUUUAGACGAUGCGCGGUGGGCGGGCAGGAUUACUCGCACACCGGCGACGACGACGAACAUUUGGUACCUUCCUCGAGACUGAAGGAAGACCUCCUCAUAGGUACAUUUAGACAACACCUACAAGAAUUCCUAGUUGUGUUAGCGAUAUGUAAUACUGUUGUGGUCAAUUCUCAACCCCAUUACGACACCAUGAACUCCAGCGGUGUGAUCGAAGAGCCUCAGAAGAACGGCGACGAGACUGGAAGGUAUACAAGAAUGAUAGAGAGCAGGAGUUUGACUCCUUCGCCGGUCAUUCCUCUGACUACCUUUUCCCAUCCAACAAACAGUCCCGAUGAGAACGUGUCUUCGAUAUCUUCCAUGGUGGAAAUGGAGUCUGUACUCAAUAACACCUCGAAGUUGUCCAACAAAUUUCCCAGACCAAAAUUCCUGAACGUCACUUCGAUACCGAGCCUAGGAAUGGGCCUGCUGGGAAGGAAAUGGUCUCCGAAUGGAGCACACAGAAGACGCAGUCCGCUCAGUCCCGUUAUCGAUGCCAGCGGGAAGAACGGAGACGAAUUGUUACCUACGCCUGCGAUUUACGAAGCGGAAAGCCCGGACGAACUCGCGUUGGUGAACGCGGCUCGCAUCUACGACGUGAAACUUCUUAAACGAACGGCCCGUACCGCGAUCGUGUGUCUGCCGGAUAAAUCUAUCAUUACUUUCGAAAUUCUCCAUGUUUUGCCGUUCGACUCUAACAGAAAGUGUAUGUCCAUAUUGGUGCGUCAUCCUCUUACGAAGGAGGUGGUGUUGUACAGCAAAGGUGCCGAUAGCACUAUAUUGUCAUCGCUAACUUCUCAGGAAGAAAACUCCGUAACGACGAUAAAAGUUCGUCAGCAUCUGCAAUCGUACGCUCGUCAAGGCCUUCGAACAUUGUUAAUGGCUAAGAAGUCCCUGACUGCGCAGGAAUACGAGGCUUGGAGACAAACGCAUGCGGAGGCCGAACUCGCAAUGGAGAACCGCGAGCGUCGUAUCAAGGACUCGUACGCGAACCUCGAGUCCCAUUUGACGCUUCUGGGCGCAACUGGGAUCGAGGACAAACUCCAAGCUGGCGUACCCGAGACCAUGGCUACCCUGGUGGCUGCAGGAAUCGUCAUUUGGGUUCUAACAGGGGACAAGCCAGAAACCGCCGUGAACAUUGCAUACUCGGCGCGUCUCUUUUCGCCCGCGAUGAAGUUACUAUGGCUGCAAGCAAGGUCCAAGACCGUCGCUGAGAGCUUGAUCCUCGGCUAUCUGGAGUCUGCGCAAAAAGAAAGCAUAGUUCAUGGUAACGAACGGGGAGGACUCGACAGUAUCAGGGACUUUGGAGUGUUUAAUCGAGAUCCAGCAGAGAACGAUGCCCACAGGGUAGACAGUCCAUGGCCAAAGCAACGGGCGCUCGUUGUUGACGGGAAAACUUUGACCGUUAUCCUUGAUCCGCGAUCAGGAUUGACCCGGCCGUUUCUUGAAUUAACGAAGAUGUGUUCCAGCGUGCUGGCUUGCCGGGCUACGCCUCUUCAGAAGGCAUACAUAGUGCGUAUAGUGAAGGAACAAUUGGGAAUGAGAACACUAGCGAUCGGCGAUGGUGCGAACGAUGUUAGCAUGAUACAGACAGCGGAUGUUGGGGUCGGUAUCUCGGGACACGAAGGUACACAAGCCGUCAUGGCCGCAGACUUUGCCAUUACACGAUUCUCGAUGCUUAGCAGGCUUCUGCUGAUGCACGGCCAUUGGUGUUACGAUCGUUUGUCUAGGAUGAUCUUGUACUUCUUUUACAAGAACGCCACCUUCGUCUUCCUCGUGUUUUGGUUUCAGCUGUACUGCGGUUUUACUGGAACAGUUAUGAUGGAUCAGAUUUACUUAAUGUUGUACAACCUCAUGUUCACGUCAAUGCCGCCGCUGGUAUUAGGGGUAUACGAUCGAGUAGCCUCGCCUGGUGUUCUGCUGUCCAUGCCCCAACUCUACAAACGGGGACGCCUUGGACUUAUCUAUCAACCGCAUUCGUUUUGGCUGACGAUCUCUGAUGCAUUGUAUCAAAGUAUCGUUAUCUUUUUCAUAAAUCAGUGUGUAUACUAUGACACGACUAUUGACUUAUGGGAAUUCGGGACCACCGUGAUGACAUGUUGCAUCGUUGUUAUGCUGGGCCACGUUGCCAUAGAGACGCGAUCUUGGACCAUAAUUCACGUCUUUGCCAUACUGGGGUCGUUAUUCGUAUUUUUCGGCUUCUGUUUAAUUUACAAUGUGGUGUGCGUUAAUUGUAUGGGUCUACUCUGCUCAUACUGGGUUAUGGAAACGGCUGUAGUGAGGCACACCUACUGGCUUACAGUUAUACUUACCUGUGUUCUGGCAUUGUUACCUAGGUUACUGUACAAAACCAUACAAACUACCCUAUCUCCAGAUCUCACGCAAAGUGCCACGUUUAAGGUAGCAUCGAAAAGCGGAAGCCAUCGACAACGAAUCGCCGAGAGAAGCGGGAAUAAUUUCAUCGCUGGAUGGUCGCGUUCAACCCAGCAUGCUACCAUAAGAACUGGAACUAAAAAUGAUACGAUGACAACAAUCGUUGCAUGACAUAACCUAAUAUGUCGAUCGAGACUGUCGGCACGCUGUAGCAGAACAAUUGAAACUGUUAAGAUUGCUUCGUUAAAGUGGCCGAGAAAAAAAGCAAAGUCCAUUGCCGCAUUUCAACCUUUACUGUUCCUAAGGAUCGAAGAAGUAUUGUUAGGGGAUCUAAGUUAAUCCUAAUGUGCAUUUUCAGUUUCAAUCGAGAAAUUCUUGACUUUAUUGAAACCGCGCUGUUCGUUGCGAUGAUCGUCUAUUCGUAUCGAUUAGUGUUUUCUAGUUGAAUCGAGUGGCCUUACAUUUCAGACUGCUGUUCGUUGCAUUUGAUGGCUGUGACUUUUAGGGACCAAGACUGUUAGUCCAAUAGUAACGUCGAUACCCAUCGACGGCUCGAGUGAAAUAAUGCAUACGGGAUUUUUCGGGUCCGUGUACACGCACGACGAAUUAAUUAAAAAAAUAAUUCGGGUCGUAAUUAUCGUCUUAGAAGUAAGCACCAGAAAACGCAUAUUGUAAAAAGAUACAUGAAGUGUAUAUUGUCACGUAUGAAGUUCAUGUUGUAUAAAUUAUAUAUCUACAUUAUUAUAACACAGCGAGUGUUAUACAUAUACAUACUUUUCACGCUCGCGACUGUAUUAUUAUUGUAAUUUUGAAAAUGUACGCGCAUACGUGCAGUCUAUCAGCAUAGAGGAACUAUCAAACAUAUAUAUGUAUAUUGAACGUUAUCGAUGACGCAUUGCACGCGUUGACAUAGUAUUUUGAUAUACAAUUGAUAGCGAUUGCGUGCAUGUAGCCAUGUCAAUAAAAUCGAGUGUUCUUUAA
This is a messenger RNA of Hylaeus anthracinus, 5849 nucleotides long. Its product is annotated as phospholipid-transporting ATPase VD. The record is from RefSeq and is a predicted model, not a curated record. Gene Ontology annotation, molecular function: ATP hydrolysis activity; magnesium ion binding; ATP binding. Lineage: Eukaryota; Metazoa; Arthropoda; Insecta; Hymenoptera; Colletidae. Gene Ontology annotation, cellular component: plasma membrane. Bases 606 to 5039 code for a protein of 1477 amino acids. The transcript is spliced from 18 exons. Gene Ontology annotation, biological process: phospholipid translocation.